Arabidopsis lyrata subsp. lyrata is the source of this 2386-nucleotide messenger RNA. Its product is annotated as DEAD-box ATP-dependent RNA helicase 6. Gene Ontology annotation, biological process: P-body assembly; cytoplasmic stress granule assembly. The record is from RefSeq and is a predicted model, not a curated record. Gene Ontology annotation, cellular component: P-body; cytoplasmic stress granule. The coding region runs from base 347 to 1912 and encodes 521 amino acids. Gene Ontology annotation, molecular function: RNA helicase activity; mRNA binding; ATP binding. Lineage: Eukaryota; Viridiplantae; Streptophyta; Magnoliopsida; Brassicales; Brassicaceae. The transcript has 10 exons.
GUGUGUGUAACGAAAAUCCCACUUGACGACGACGACCUAAAGAACAACGACUCCGGCGAGUGUCUUUCACUUUCUCAGUAAUCAGACGACAAAAGAAAAUUAUUUAUCUUCUUCAGUUAUAAUCUCAGCUAAGCUCGGUUUUGUGGAUAAUUGUCAGUAAUUUCCGAUCUUGCCCUCCCCCGAGAGAGAGAGCGAGAGAGAGUCCAAUCAGAUCAGUCAUCUCUUACAAAGCUCCGUUUGUCCUAACAUUCACCAGAUUGUUGUUUAUAGCCUCUUCUUAGAUUUACGAUUUGUGAGCUUGUGAAGAUUUCUUGGUAGAAUUAGAGUUCUCUGUUUCGAGAUCGAGAUGAAUAAUAAUAGAGGAAGGUUUCCACCGGGGAUUGGAGCUGCGGGUCCGGAUCCUAAUUUUCAGUCACGGAAUCCGAAUCCCAGUCCUCAUCAAUCUCAGCCUCAACAGUACCUUCAGUCACGGACUCCGUUUCCACAGCAACCUCAAACUCAGCCUCCACAGUAUCUCCAGUCUCAACCUGAUGUUCAGCAGUACGUUCAACGAGGCUAUCCUCAGCAGAUUCAACAACAACAACAACAGCAGCAGCAGCAACAACAACAACAAUGGUCUAGACGCCCUCAGCUUCCUGGUGAUCCAAGUUAUGUAGACGAAGUCGAGAAAACGGUUCAAUCUGAAGCUAUCAGCGAUUCUAAUAAUGAAGACUGGAAAGCAACUUUAAAGCUGCCACCACGAGAUAAUCGUUACCAGACAGAGGAUGUGACUGCCACUAAAGGAAAUGAAUUUGAAGAUUACUUUUUGAAGAGGGAUCUGCUUAGGGGAAUUUAUGAGAAGGGUUUUGAAAAACCAUCUCCUAUUCAGGAAGAAAGCAUUCCAAUUGCUUUAACUGGCAGUGAUAUUCUUGCUAGAGCCAAAAAUGGGACUGGGAAGACUGGUGCCUUCUGCAUUCCUACCCUUGAGAAAAUUGAUCCAGAGAACAAUGUCAUUCAAGCUGUAAUUCUAGUUCCAACCCGAGAGUUGGCCCUUCAGACAUCCCAGGUUUGCAAGGAGCUUUCGAAAUAUUUGAAAAUUGAGGUUAUGGUCACCACUGGCGGUACCAGUCUGAGGGAUGAUAUCAUGCGAUUAUAUCAACCUGUCCAUUUGUUGGUUGGAACUCCUGGAAGAAUAUUAGAUCUUGCCAAAAAGGGUGUGUGUGUUUUGAAAGAUUGUGCGAUGCUUGUAAUGGAUGAGGCCGACAAGCUUUUGUCUGUAGAAUUUCAACCGUCUAUAGAGGAGUUGAUACAGUUCUUGCCAGAGAACCGUCAGAUUCUGAUGUUUUCGGCUACAUUUCCUGUCACUGUGAAGUCUUUCAAGGAUCGAUAUCUCAGGAAGCCUUACAUUAUCAAUCUCAUGGAUCAGCUCACACUUAUGGGUGUUACCCAAUAUUAUGCUUUUGUUGAAGAGAGACAGAAGGUGCACUGCCUUAACACGCUAUUCUCUAAGCUACAAAUAAACCAGUCCAUUAUCUUUUGCAACUCUGUUAAUCGUGUUGAGCUGUUAGCCAAGAAAAUAACAGAACUCGGUUACUCAUGCUUCUAUAUCCAUGCAAAGAUGGUUCAAGACCAUCGGAACAGGGUUUUCCAUGAUUUCCGCAAUGGUGCAUGCAGAAAUCUUGUUUGCACUGAUUUGUUUACACGUGGGAUUGACAUUCAAGCUGUGAAUGUGGUCAUAAAUUUCGAUUUUCCUAGGACUUCUGAGUCGUAUCUACAUAGGGUAGGCAGAUCAGGACGAUUUGGACACCUUGGGUUGGCUGUGAAUUUGGUAACUUAUGAGGACCGCUUCAAAAUGUAUCAGACUGAGCAAGAACUUGGAACCGAAAUCAAGCCCAUACCUUCACUUAUCGACAAGGCAAUCUACUGUCAGUAACUUCUACCUGGUGUACAUUCUCCACCCGGCAAUGCAUUGAUGGAUUAACGGGUGUAUUGAGGCGGCAAAUCAUUCAGCUUUGGCAGCCACUAGCUCGUUCUAGAGAUGAAGGUAACACACAGAGUACUGUACUGAGGCAAGAAGUGGCAGUAUAGGUGGUUGAUGGCGAUAGAAGCAGUUGAUUGUAUCUAAACCUUUAAAGCAGUACCGGCUUGAUUUGGUUUGGUUUGAAGACUUCUUCUGCUGCAUGAUAUGAACCUUAAACUUGUCUUCUCUCAUCUCUCAUUUCCAUGUUCUAAGAGACCUUUUGCCUUUUCAUUUUCAUGUUCUCUCUCAUCUUGAAGACUUGGGAGGAAUUUCCGAGUAGUGAGAUCAAACCGAAGAAGAUAUUUUUACUUCAUUCGCUUGUUUAUUGCUUUUAGAUCUCCACCUGUGUCUAAACUAUCAAAGGGUUUUAGUUGAUUUGUGUGUCAA